Messenger RNA from Lates calcarifer (barramundi perch), 1281 nucleotides. Its product is annotated as oxysterol-binding protein-related protein 2. Gene Ontology annotation, cellular component: cytosol; intracellular membrane-bounded organelle; membrane. Gene Ontology annotation, molecular function: cholesterol binding. Bases 418 to 1281 code for a protein of 287 amino acids. The transcript has 9 exons. The record is from RefSeq and is a predicted model, not a curated record. Lineage: Eukaryota; Metazoa; Chordata; Actinopteri; Centropomidae.
AGGAAGGAAGAGUGAGCAUUGCUUCCCCUCAGAUUCAGCAAUUCACUUUCAGAAAUGAGUAGCUGUAUAAAAUUAGUUGUGUCUUUUUGGAUUUAAUCACCCUACAGGUCACUAAUUUACUUCACUCAACAAAGCCAGUCAGCUCUCUAUUAACUAGGCAGCUGAGUUGCCCUGACUGAUAUUCCCCUGGUGCCAUUCUUCUGCGGUCACACUGUCCAACAUAACCAGCAUCAGAUUGUGUGGGACAUUCCCUGGACAUUGACCAAAUCUUGUGCUGCUGCCAUCUUGACACUCUAGAGGGACUUUGAUCAACAGGUCUCCUCUCCAUAGGAACUGUGAGGGGCCGCCAUUAAAAGGAACAUGUGCUAGAAGUUGAACAUCUUUCCUUAAACGUCUGGUUGGCUUUGACUGUAGAAGAUGAGCAAUGAGGAUGAGUUCUUCGAUGCCGUCACAGGCCUCGAUUCAGACGAGUCGUAUGAAGGGGUGUCAGAGGCCAGUUUCAAAGAUGCACUGGUGUUUGACAGCAGCAGUCAAAAGAACAAUGGAUCAGUGCCUCAGGAGAAUGGCAUCAAGAAACACAGGACAUCAUUACCUGCAGCCAUGUUUUCCAGAAAUGCUGUCAGUGUGUGGAGUAUCCUGAAAAAAUGCAUCGGACUGGAGCUGUCCAAGAUCACGAUGCCUAUUGUCUUCAACGAGCCUCUAAGCUUCCUUCAGAGAAUCACAGAAUACAUGGAACACACUUACCUCAUCAACAGAGCCUGCUCGCUGUCUGACUCCAUCGAGCGCAUGCAGGCAGUAGCUGCUUUUGCUGUGUCAGCAGUUGCAUCUCAAUGGGAUAGAACUGGAAAACCCUUCAACCCUCUGCUGGGGGAGACCUAUGAACUCACCAGAGAGGAGCAGGGUUUCCGGCUGGUAUCAGAGCAGGUAUCCCAUCAUCCCCCAGUCAGUGCCUUCCAUGCAGAGAGCCUGGCCGGGGACUUCAUCUUCCACGGCUCCAUCUACCCCAAACUCAAGUUCUGGGGCAAGAGUGUUGAGGCUGAACCUAAAGGGACCAUCACAUUAGAACUACUCAAGCACAACGAGGCAUACACUUGGACUAACCCUUACUGCUGUGUACACAACAUCAUCCUAGGCAAACUGUGGAUAGAACAGUAUGGCACAGUGGAAAUAGUGAACCACAGGAUGUCAUUAAUGAGAGCUUUGAAGACAGUGGGGACAGCAGGGGCAUUCGUGAGACAAAUGGCAUCACCUGAUACUCAAAAUGGCCCAGGGGAGUGUUGA